CAGUACUGACAGUUUCUUUAAGAUUAAAAUUUGGGUUAAAUUGUUUAACAUUAAAAAAUAUAAAAAAAUAACAGAAAUGAAAAUAAAUAAACGUGGACAUGUGUUAAUCUAUUUAUAAUUUUGAGUCAGAGGAAAUAGAAACAAAAAAGUUUUAUUUAAUUUUGCAUUUUAAAUUUACUAUGGAAGCAAUAUUUCAUGAAAAGCAAGAGGGUUCUCUAUGUGCACAACACUGCUUGAAUUCAUUAUUACAAGGAUCAUAUUUUACAGCUGUAGAUCUAAGUACUUUAGCCGAAAAGUUAGAUGAUGAAGAAAGACAACGGAUGGCAGAAUGUGGCGAAGAAAGCGAAGAAUAUCACAAAUUUCUUCAGCAGCCUUCAGGAAAUAUGGAUGAUAGUGGAUACUUUUCUGUACAAGUAAUUAGUAGUGCCCUUCAAGUAUGGAAUUUAGAAUUAGUGCCUUACUCUAGUACAGACCAAAGACUUAACAGUGAUCCAAGCAAAAUGACAGCUUUCAUAUGUAACUUCAGAGAUCAUUGGUUUACUAUACGAAAAAUUAGUAAUUAUUGGUUUAAUCUUAACUCUCUUCUCUCCAGACCAGAACUUAUUUCUGAUACUUAUCUUGCUUUGUUUCUAGCCCAAUUAAAGAAUGAUAGUUAUUCUAUAUUUGCUGUACUUGGAGAACUGCCCCAAUGCACUGCCGAAGAAGCAUUAAAAAAUAAAUCAAUUGUACAUGAUCCUAUACCCAGACCUCCAUUACGAAAUAUUUCUUCAAAUGAAAGUGAUCCCGACCUGAGAGCAGCGCUGGAAUUAAGCAUUGCGGAUGAAAUUAAUUUUAUUUCUCAAACUCAAGAAUCUGAGGAUAAUGACCUUCCAGAAGCUUUAAGGUUAAGUAUGCAAGGUUUUGCGACAACUUCCGAAGAAGACGAUGAAGAAACGCUCUUAAGAAAAGCCAUUAAUAUGAGUUUACAGUGUUAGUUAUGGUUAAUUUGAUUGUGACGAUAUGUUCUGUAAA
Molecule: messenger RNA, 1011 nt
Organism: Diabrotica balteata
Lineage: Eukaryota; Metazoa; Arthropoda; Insecta; Coleoptera; Chrysomelidae
Source: the annotation of a GenBank genome assembly